Molecule: messenger RNA, 2304 nt
Organism: Eucalyptus grandis
Lineage: Eukaryota; Viridiplantae; Streptophyta; Magnoliopsida; Myrtales; Myrtaceae
Product: zinc finger CCCH domain-containing protein 12
Exons: 3
Coding region: 633-1781 (382 amino acids)
Molecular function (GO): mRNA binding; metal ion binding
Source: RefSeq, a predicted model, not a curated record
AACCAAGUAGAAAAAUAGAAAAAGAAAAAAGCAGAAGAAGAGGAAAAUCCACUCUCCUCUGUUCUGGGAUCGCUCUUCAACCUGUCAGUCCAACGAAAAUCGAAUCCAUCUCCCGGAUUCUCCUCCUCUCGUCUCCUCCCUCCCGCCCUUCGCGAGCUCAUCUCCAUCGGCUCCUGCCAUCUCGCCUCUUCGAUCUGCAGAUUUCUUCAUUCUUUGCAGCUGAUUGUUCCGUAAUCGCUCGAUGCGUUCGGCCUCGAGAUCUGAAUCCGGCUCAAAGUUCCAAUCUUCAGGUCCUGCUGCCCCCCGAGCUGGCCCCCGCAUUUCGUUCCCGUUCGUGGGGCACAGCGAAUGCUCGCUCGUUCCCGCCGGUUUCAGCUUAGCAAUUUCGUAGCUCGGAGCUGCGUCUGCUGAUCCGACGAGCUCCUGCUUGAUUGGGUCCGAAAUUCGAGGCGCUCGCCUCGGGCUUUGUCGGCACGAUCGAGGGAAUUCGAGCCGCGGAGCUAGGGUUUGUUUGGUUUCGGCUUCGUUUGCGACGGCAACAUCGUCAUCAAGCGGAGGGUUUGAAGAGUCCGAGCGCUGCGGCUUGGUGGGUUUUGCUGCUUUUGCCUUUCGUCUGUCUUUCUUUGGAUGCGAUGGAUUACGGUAGAGAAUCGGGCUUCGGCGGCGGGAAUGUGGUGCACGUGAUCACCGGAGGAGGUCCUAACGAGAGCUGGAUGCAGAAUCCGGCCGCCGAUCAAGGGGUGUGGGCCUCGGAAGACGAGUACCGCGUCUGGAACGGCGGGUUGACGCCCUCCUCCGACGCGCCCUCCUCCAACUCGAGUUACGACGGCGGGAGGCAGUCCCAGACGCGGUCCGGGAGCGAGCCCCCGAGCAAGAAGUCGCGGAACGGUUCGGAUUCCGCCGUGUCCAGCCGGUCGAAGGCGAUCGGCAAAAUGUUCUUCAAGACCAAGCUGUGCUGCAAGUUCCGCGCGGGGACCUGUCCUUACGUCACCAACUGUAACUUUGCUCAUAGCAUCGAGGAAUUGAGGAGGCCGCCUCCUAAUUGGCAGGAGAUCGUCGCGGCUCAUGAGGAGGAGAAGGGGGUUGCGUCGGAGCCGAGGGAAGAAUUCCAGAUUCCGUCGCUCGGGUCUUCGGGAUUCAGUGGGGAGUCGCAGCGGUCCUAUAAGGGGAGGCAUUGUAAGAAGUUUUAUACAGAGGAAGGCUGCCCGUAUGGAGAUAGUUGUACUUUUCUUCAUGAUGAGCAGUCCAAGAAUAGGGAGAGCGUGGCCAUAAGUUUGGGACCUGGUGGUUAUAGCGGCGGGGGUGGGGGUGGGGGAGGAGGAGGAGGAGGAGGAGGAGGAGGAGGAGGUGGAGGUGGUGUAGGAGGCGGAGGAGGAGUUGGAGCUGGGGCUGGGUCAAAUGUGAAGCCGUCGAAUUGGAAGACGAGAAUAUGUAAUAAGUGGGAGCUCACGGGUUAUUGUCCGUUUGGAAACAAGUGCCAUUUCGCUCAUGGAGCAGCAGAAUUACACCGGUAUGGUGGUGGGCUUGUGGAGUCUGACGCGAGAGAUGCUACUUCAGCACCUGCUGAUCCAAAACAGGGAGGAGCUCCUUCAAAAACUCCUGCUGACACUGCAGUUGCAUCAGCAGUCUCGGUUCCUCAUACGGAUGCAUACCACAUUGGAGUUCCAUCACAGAGAUCAGCUAUCAUAAUACAGAGGCCAGGACAAAGAACUCAUCAGAAAUGGAAGGGUCCGGACAAGAUCAGCAGGAUAUAUGGUGACUGGAUCGACGACGUCGAGUGACAUUGGGAAAGCUCACUGCUGUAGCAGAAGUUGCCUGAUAACAACCCUACUGACAAGAUGUUUGAACAGGAAACAGCAGAGGCACGAGAGUAUCAUCGAGUUUCGUCUUGAGUGUCAACUAGUUUGCUGGUUUCAGCCGCUUAGGAGAUACAUCGCUCUGAGGAAAAGGAAAGUAAAAGAAGAGUCAGGAAGGAUGCGCACGAGCUCAGAAGUCCUUCUUCACUCGCGUCGAGGAGCUUGAUGCUCGCAUCGCCUUCCUGGUCUCGUCUUCUAAGGAAAGAUCUAUCAAAGAUCAAUUGUCCUCCCGUCGCUGAGAGAAGUUCCAUCCGGGAGAGACGGUGAAUUACUCGGAAUCUUCAGAUUGUGAAACUGACCCUUUUUGGGGUUUUCAAUAAUCUCUAGUUAAAAGCGGUUACUUUUUUCUCCGCAAUGCUUGAUUUAUGAACUGUCACUGAGUUAUUACAUCUGUAACUUCGACAAUAAUUUCGAGCAUUACGUAUAUCCAUGUCUGUUUUCUUUUUCU